This is a messenger RNA of Linum tenue, 1656 nucleotides long. NCBI's taxonomy places the organism in Eukaryota, Viridiplantae, Streptophyta, Magnoliopsida, Malpighiales, Linaceae. The record is from the annotation of a GenBank genome assembly.
CUGCUCUCCGUUCUCAUUCCCUCCCUUUCUCCCUGUAAAAACGAAUCCCUAAUCUUCUCUUCGUACCCACUGAACUCUGCAUACUCUGGUUUAGAAAUCGCCUUCUCAAAGCUAGUUUCCUGCCGGUUAUCGGAAGAGAGCGGGAACGUGUGGCCGAACCCUACGAAUUGCCGUAUAUCUCCUAGCGAUCUCAAUCGCUUCGUUCAAGGUGCGUCCUCAUGGAUACUAUGCGGGGAAAGAUGGAGGAGGAGUUGAAGAAGCUCGAUGAAAAGAUUGCAGAUGCUGAAGAAAACCUGGGUGAAAGUGAAGUUAGAGAAGCCCAUUUGGCUAAAUCCUUGUUCUACAUCCGUAUUGGGGACAAGGAGAAGGCAUUGGAACAACUAAAAGUGACAGAAACCAAGACUGUCGCAGUUGGACAAAAGAUGGAUUUGGUGUUCCACACGUUGCAACUUGGCUUUUCCUACAUGGACUUCAAUCUCAUUUCUAAGAGCAUCGAGAAGGCGAAGAGCUUGUUUGAGGAGGGUGGUGACUGGGAGAGGAAUAAUCGUCUCAAGGUGUAUGAAGGCCUGUUUUGCAUGUCUACUCGGAACUUUGAGAAGGCAGCUAACUUGUUCUUGGAUUCUGUUUCAACCUUCACCUCAUAUGAAAUUCUCCCCUAUGACACUUUCAUAUUCUACACCGUUGUAACUAGCAUUGUAUCCUUGGAUAGAGUAUCCCUGAAGCAGAAGGUGGUGGAUGCACCUGAAAUCCUGGCGGUGAUAGGAAAAAUUCCGUAUCUUUCAGAGCUUUUGAACUCUCUCUAUGAGUGCCAAUACAAGUUGUUUUUCUCAGCAUUUGCUGGGCUGACUGAGCAUAUCAAAAUGGACCAAUAUCUGCAGCCACAUUUCCGGUACUACAUGAGGGAGGUUAGAACAGUGGUCUAUUCUCAGUUCCUGGAAUCCUACAAGAGUGUCACCGUUGAGGCCAUGGCAGAGGCUUUCGGUGUCACUGUGGAGUUCAUUGAUCUGGAACUGUCAUGCUUGAUUGCCGCAGGGAAGCUUCAUUGCAAGAUUGAUAAGGUAGCUGGCGUCCUUGAAACCAAUCAGCCCGAUGCAAAGAAUGCUCUGUACCAGGCAACUAUUAAACAAGGUGACUUGUUACUGAACCGCAUCCAGAAUUUGUCACGUGCGAUUGAGGUGUGAAGUAGGUAGCUGUAUUUAGGUUGCGUGGUUCGUAGGGAAAACCAUGAGCGUGCUGACUUCAUCUCCAUCGUAGGGAAGACUGGUUUCGUUUAUGUUGAUUGUGUUCCAAGUUCCAACUAUUGGGGGUGUAUUCAGCUAGUUGGCAGUUUCGGGUUUUUAUUUGAAUCGACCCAGUGAUGCCUAGUUAAUUAGAUUAUAAUUACUGCACUUUGCUUUUUCAAGAGGUUGGAUCAUAUAUGUCGUAAGAAAGAAGGAUCAUACGUAAGAAAAUCAAACGAAAUGUACUUUGUGUUCGCUUAUCUUAUUGAAUCUAUAUUUUUUUAAUAUUUUGCGUAACUUUUUGAGAUCUUUAUGGCAACAAACAAUGGAAGGCGCGGUCUGCAUAUAUGAAGCAAACGAACCUUGGUGUAUAUUAUACUUGGAGAAUCCGUGGAAGAAGGAAGGAUCCCAGCUGCAUAAAUAAAACACCACAUCG